Acanthoscelides obtectus is the source of this 1458-nucleotide messenger RNA. Lineage: Eukaryota; Metazoa; Arthropoda; Insecta; Coleoptera; Chrysomelidae. The record is from the annotation of a GenBank genome assembly.
CAGCCGAUACCAACCAUACGUCAAAAUAUACAUAUUGAAUUUUGAUUCUGGUAAUGCUAAAAUGGAUCCUUCCUUAACUACUGUGGGCGAUGACAGUGUAGAAGAAUUUUUUACCCCCAAAGUUGGCGGAGAGGGAGAUGGGCAGCAAAGAGGAAGAAUUCAGAAAAUCCAAAAAAGAGUCCCUAUGUCGUCCGCCUUAAAAUUCCGGGCAAAAGCUCAGUACAGGGAAACCAUGAAAGAUACACUGGAAGUCGCACUGACUCAAAUUCAAAGCAAAACUAAGCUCGCACCAAAGAUUCAUAAUUGUUUGGUCAAGUCACGAUCGAUUGCGGAGAUAACACCAACCAAGAGUAAAGCAAAGGGAAGUCGUCCUGUGCACGUAACCCCCUUAAAGAUAUCGACGCUAGGGGGUGAUGCGGUUGUAGAAGACACCACAAUUCAUGCGACUCCACGACGCCCUGCGGCACAGACGUCGACACUCCCAAGGAAAUGUGACAGAAGAUGGGUAGAGUGUCGUGUACAAAAGAGGCUCCUGUUGAAGGCCUGGAGGAAGAGACGUGUGGAUAGGGAUGAAGCUGCCAAGAAGGCGGAAGGGUUGAAGGAACAGGUUAGCCAACUACAGCUACAAGUGGACGUUCUCAAGAAUUUGAGAAAUUCAGAGAGUGACAAGAGAAAGGAAGCUCUGAACGAGUGUCAUAAUCUGAAAAAAAAUAUCGAAUCAUUACAAGUUGAAAACUGGCAAUUAAAGGAGGAAUUGCAAAACAUCAGAGACGCUUUGGAUAAUACGCAGAAAAAUAUGGCGUUAACAAAGAGUGAUCUUAAGAAGCGCUCUGAACAAAUAAAUAAAAUCCAAGAUCUACUAAAGAGGCAAAAAGAAGAAAAAUUGGAUUUGAAAUGCAAGAUUUCCAGUCAAGAGCAAGAAAUCUACAUGCAAAAUAAUAUCAUAUCCCGGCUGGAACAAGCAAUUUCAACGACUGCAGUGAAUCUCCAAAAUACUGAAAAUAAUUUAAGAGCAAAGGAGCAACAGUUCGAUGAAAUACGCAUCAAGUUACAAAACGAAAGAGUUCGAAACUCCUCCCUUGAAGAAGAUAUCGUCAGCUUACAGCAACAAAAGAUGGAACUUGAAAGUCAAUCCAUAAUCCUAGAAGAACAACUUGAAGAUCUAGAGAUUUCCCUCGAUCGCGUUAAGGAGAUAAACGAGACCAUGAAGGGCGAGUUGUACGAAGUAUCUCUGCAGCUUUGUGAGGAGCAGAAAAAAAAUUGGUUCAAUCAAACAAAAGAUGUCGCUAUGUUGUCAUUAUCUACUUUACACAAAGUUUUUGAUGCUGUUUUGCACAUUUACUUAGGAACAUCGUUAUAAGUUUGGCGAUAUUUUGAUUUAUGUAUUAUACUUGGUUUUUAUUAAAUUAUUUUAUUGUAUGCUAUAUUUUACAUUAUGAAAGCGAUAUUUGAACGGUA